Propithecus coquereli (Coquerel's sifaka) is the source of this 968-nucleotide messenger RNA. RefSeq names its product INO80 complex subunit C (gene INO80C). The record is from RefSeq and is a predicted model, not a curated record. The coding region runs from base 110 to 688 and encodes 192 amino acids. Gene Ontology annotation, biological process: chromatin remodeling. The transcript has 5 exons. Lineage: Eukaryota; Metazoa; Chordata; Mammalia; Primates; Indriidae. Gene Ontology annotation, cellular component: Ino80 complex.
AGGCCGGGUUUUCAAGCGCCAAGACGGAAGUAACAGAGCGCCGGAAGUUCCAGGGCCCGCCCUGGGAAAGAGGUGGGGGCGGGGAACUAGGAGGAAGACUACGGGUGGAAUGGCGGCUCAAAUUCCAAUUGUGGCCACCACUUCCACUCCCGGGAUAGUCCGGAACAGCAAGAAGAGGCCGGCCAGUCCUUCCCACAACGGCAGUAGCGGCGGGGGCUAUAGCGCCAGUAAGAAGAAAAAAACAUCCGCCUCCAGCUUUGCGCAGGGUAUCGGCAUAGAUGCCAUGAGUGAGAAUAAAAUGAUGCCCUCUGAGUUUAGCACCGGACCUGUGGAAAAAGCUGCCAAACCUUUGCCAUUUAAGGAUCCCAACUUUGUGCACUCUGGCCACGGUGGUGCGGUAGCUGGCAAGAAGAACAGAACCUGGAAGAACCUGAAACAAAUUCUCGCUUCCGAAAGGGCGUUGCCGUGGCAACUGAACGAUCCUAACUACUUUAGUAUUGAUGCUCCUCCAUCCUUUAAACCAGCCAAGAAGUAUUCUGAUGUUUCAGGUCUUCUUGCCAAUUACACGGACCCUCAGAGCAAACUGCGGUUCAGCACCAUCGAAGAGUUUUCCUACAUUCGGAGGCUGCCGUCCGACGUCGUCACCGGCUACCUGGCCCUGAGGAAGGCCACAAGCAUUGUUCCCUGAGCCUGAGAAAUGGAGAUGAAGUGGAAAACUAUUUCAAAGGCAGACUUCGGACUCGUGAUUUUGUUUCAUGGAAACAAACUCAUUCUGCUGUCAAUCUGAAAAUGCCAGUGCUGUGCCUUGGAAAGAAUGUUUGGCUUUACUUUAAGUUUUUUUUUUUUUUUCUCCCCUAUAUUUUCUCUCCAAGUGUGAUAUUUCCUGUUGAAUUAAAUUAUACUUCAGUUGUUGCUUCGAAUAAAGUUGUUUGACAAGAAAAUACGAUAAAACUGAACUUUUAAGUUAA